AUGAGUACGAGUACUGGGAAUUUUGUACUCAAAAUAAUGUCUUCAUUAUUGUGUAAUAUUCCGUCUGAUGUUUCUGUCCCUCCACGAUUCAUCGUAAACCUUGAUUUACCCCCAAUGUUAAGGUGGCAACAUAUUCUGCGUUUAUACAAAGAUCAAUUUCAUAUAGUUGAACAGCAAAUUGAGUCGAUGAUAAGCGAACUUAUCGGUCAAUGGUUAGGUCCGAUGUUAGAAGGAACUCUAUCGACGAUAAUGUCUGGUAUAACACGAUUAGGACUGAUUUAUUACGGAGAAGAAUUGAAAGGAUUUUCAGAAGUUAUUGAAAUAUCAUUGGGCAGAUUAGUAUUGAUGCAGUUUGUAUAUGAAUGUUUUGCGUGUUGUACAUCUAUCGUAUGUAAAGAUCAGCAGACCGGUAUUCCAGUUCAUAUCAGAACCAUGGAUUGGGAACUCGACUUUCUGAAACCUUUGACCAUCGAUGUUGAUUUUCAAAAAAGUGGUCAAACAAUUUUCAAAGCAACAACAUGGAUUGGCUAUGUUGGCAUCCUUACGGGGAUGCGACUUCAAGAUGGUUACUCCAUAUCAGUUAAUUUUCGACAUACGGCUGGUUCAUUCAAAACAAACCUCAAAACCGCUUUAUCAAGCGGAUGGCCGAUUGGUUUUCUCGUUCGAGAAGUGUUAGAAUCAACCCACAGUUAUGAUUUAGCUGUUGAACAGCUUUCAGAAUCUACAAUAAUCGCACCAUGUUAUUUCACAAUAUGUGGAACAAGUCAGAAUAAAACUGUCGGAACUCUAUUAACGCGUAAACAACAAUCAGAAGAAAAUAUGUGGAUAGUAUCGGAAAAUGGGCCAAUUAUUCAAACAAACAUUGAUCAUUGGAGUUCAAGUAAAGAGGAAGAUAUAUUCUUUUCAAUAGCUCGUCGAACAUUAGCCAAAAAAUUAUUAAAUAAAAUGAAAACAGUCAAUGAAUAUGAACUCUGGAAUCUCGUAUCAACGCCUCCAAUAUAUAAUAAAAUAACGAUUUAUGGAACGUUGAUGUGUCCGGAAUAUGGCAUAUACCAUACACGACAUCCUCAAGAAAAAAUAGGGUUUAAUACGAAAGAAACAAUUCAAUUUAUUCCAGUGAUGGAUAUUAAGGUAAGAUCUUUUGUGGUAUCUGUGAUGAUAAAAGUUAGAUUCAAUACACUUAAACUAAGAGCGAUACAUUUUUCUGAUGUCUGUUACAAAUCUUUGAUAAUUUAAAGACUUACAACUCUCUCAUCGGCGACGAUCACUCUACAAAACACAGAGAGAAUUUUUUACACGAAAAAGAUGUGUUUUUUUCUCAAGAAAAUCUCAUGUUACUAAUCGAAACUUUGCGUUCUUCGAUUUUUUCGUAAACGAACAAAGUCUAAGUAUUUAAUCAUAAUUAGUACGAAAGAUUUUGAAAUCAGUGAAUUUGUCUGCGUCCGUUGAAUUACUCUUGUCAAUGGUUUUUCAUUGGAAAAGGUUGUGAAAAAAGCAAAAAUAUUACUUUUUCUUAGUAUUGUUUUGUUGAUACUAGAAUUUUGAAUAUGAUAAAGAAUUUAUUUUACGCGACUUCUGUUUUAAGUAAAGGAAGAAGGCGAAUAAGGGUAGUUUGAAAAUUUUUCCGUUUUGAUCAACUUAUAAUUCCACAUAGGAAUAUGUAAUCAACCGUGCUGACCACGAAUAUGAAGAUAGGGGCGCACAGAAAGUUUCGGUUCAAGCAAAAAGUUAAAAUUAUUGACUUUUUUCAAAAUCCUCCAAAAUCGAGUGUAAAUUCGUUUUUUUAUUCUGGCAGUACGGAAAUAUUCAUAAAAGCACACCAAUCGACACAGAAUUUCAAGCUGAAUCGACUGAUAUAAUUUAAGGAUACUUUUGAAGCUGUUCAAGUAGAAAAAGUCCGAAAUACGGCUGAAAAACAGGAUUUUCGCUAGUAUCUUGUUGGUUUUGGCCCCUUUAACAUAGCUCGUGCAACUCGAAACUUCGUCAGUAGGUGCAACUUUGCAUGCUCUAUCCAAUGGCAGCCUCAAAAAUUGAAAAGGAGGUGUACAAGGGGGUCAAAACCAACAAGAUACUAGCGAAAAUCCUGUUUUUCAGCCGUAUUUCGGACUUUUUCU
Messenger RNA from Didymodactylos carnosus, 2114 nucleotides. The record is from the annotation of a GenBank genome assembly. NCBI's taxonomy places the organism in Eukaryota, Metazoa, Rotifera, Eurotatoria, Philodinida, Philodinidae.